Molecule: messenger RNA, 2259 nt
Organism: Strongylocentrotus purpuratus (purple sea urchin)
Lineage: Eukaryota; Metazoa; Echinodermata; Echinoidea; Camarodonta; Strongylocentrotidae
Gene: rrnad1
Product: protein RRNAD1
Exons: 11
Coding region: 365-2254 (629 amino acids)
Source: RefSeq, a predicted model, not a curated record
GCUGUUCGGUGGUCGGGCUGUCUAGGAUUCUUUUUGAUUACUUCUGUGAAGUUAGAGUACAUUCAUUCGUUUAUUAUAUUCUUUGUCUCACGAAGGGGUUCUUGUUUUCGCAGCAGCAUCAGUUUAACGACUUAAACGACUGUACUUAGAGUCUGCGUAGUUCAUCUCGAUAAAUAAAAAAUGCCGGGUUAGAGAGAAACUUACCUAGAGUGAAGACUGGUUAAGAAGCAAGAGGGAGACAUUAAAAUGCUGAAUCGGAGAGAAACUUACAAGUUACAAAGAGAGAGGCAUUGCCAUCAAGCGAGAGGGAGAUAAUUGAAGGCUGGGUCAGAGAGAAACAUGUGAGAGGGGCAACAGAGAUCGCAUGAUGGAGUUAUUAAAGAUCGUUACCAUGCCGACGAAGGUGGUCUGUUCCCGAGAGACAGUUUUACAGCUUAGAGUGUAUGCAAAGCAGCUUCACACCCUCACUGAACAAUACCAAGAACUCAUUGACUCUCAUGUUGUGGAGUUCUUUGUGAAGAAACAAUGGGAGAUGUUUCCAAAGUCAUGGCAAGCAGCACUUGAUGGACUACCACCAGAUAACCUGGCUAAUCUAUUACUAGAUCAGGAGAUGCAACAGCAGCAGACUGUCUGGCCUCUGUCCCUCUUGGCCUACCGAGCUGCCACACGGGCCCUGGCCCUAGACCCCACCCCAACCGUAGGGGACUCCAUCAGCAUCAAAAUGGACCCGGCUUUGAAACCCAUCAAUCUACUAUGCAGGCUGCAUGUCAAAAAGAAAAAGAAGCAUGAAAUCCUACGUAUGGCAGAGGUGAUCAACUCGGCAUCUAGUCUUGCAGGUACGGAGAGGGUAGUGGACGUUGGUUCAGGUCAUGGUCAUCUGUCCAGGCUACUGUCCUUUGGGUACGGUCUCAAGGUCACCAGCAUCGAGGCGGUCGGAUGCCACUUGACCGGCGCAGCCAAGGUAGACAAGAAAAUAAAGACCAUUAUUCGAAAGAGGAUAGAAAAGCAAUCCAAUCAACCCAUCGAUGGUAUUCCCCACACUCCGCCCCAGCAUGUGGAAUGUACUGUUCACCCGCAGAUUACAGUGAAAGAGUUCCUGAAUGUCAUAAACAAUCAAUCGGCUAACAGUGAUAACCUGGACCAGUUCAAGAAUCACAGCAGGGUGGGGGCAGCUCAUCCUGCAGAGGGACAAAACUCAGAGGAUAUUUUACCUGUAAAGUCUAAUGAAACAUCUACCAUCAGUCCUAAUCAUCUCUUACACGAACCUCAACAUUCAGAUUAUCAUGCCAGAAAGGAGUCCAGUAAUGCUUUCCGCGAAACUGAUACCUAUGAAGCAUCGAAGCUCGAUUCACGGAAGUCAGGUGAUAGAAGCUCUGAUACGUUUGUGAUAGCUGGACUUCACACGUGCGGAGACCUAGCCCCUACAAUGCUGCGUGUCUUCUCCAAGUGUGCCCAGGCAAGGGCUCUAACCUCGGUCGCUUGCUGCUACAUGAAAAUGAAAUGCGCUCUUCCCGGCGAGGCAGCUCCGUUGCCUUCCGCAGAGGCCCAGGAAACUGUCCAAAAUGGCAUCUCCAGGAAGAGAAGCCAUUCUCCUUCCUCGCAAGAUUCUUCCACUUCAGAUGACAGCCAUGAUAUAUUGGAAAGUUCAAGUGAAACAACAAACUUAAAUUCUGACAGUUGUCAAAUGGAUGACAAUAGGACGUUGAACUUGAAGGGUUAUCCCAUGAGUGAGUUUGUGCAGAGUCUUGGUGGCGCGGUUAUUGAGUUUACAGCCAUGGACCUAGGAUGCCAUUUCCUGGAAAGCUACCGCAAGAAAUUAAAAGCAUCAGACAGAAAUCCCUACCUCAAUCUCCAUGGUUACCGUGCAACUCUAGAGGUCGUCAUUCAGGGAUUUGACCGGGAGAUGACCCAGUGUCAUUCCGGCAUCUGUAGAAUCAAGAAGGCGGUGGCCAGCGUCAGAAAACCACACCUCAAGACGUUCCAAGAGUACGCUGCUUCUGCGCUUGAAGCCCUUGGGAUUCCGUACGAAGAUCGUCAUCUCGCAGACCUGGAAGAGAGGUAUCGUCCCGAAUGGACCAAUGUCAUCACUUACCAUGUGCUUCGAAUCAUGAUGGGCCCCAUCGUAGAGAGUUUACUCCUGCUGGACAGGGUCUUGUACCUCUAUGAGCAAGGCAUCGAGAGCAAACUGGUUCCGGUAUUCGAUGCUGAUAUUUCUCCAAGGAAUUUUGUACUGGUGGCAGUAAAAGACUCUUGACUGUA